AUGCAGCAGAAAAAUUCAUUCAUGCAUCCAAAAUUCAACCAAAAAAAAUCUAAUAAUGAAAAUGAAAAUGCGUCGACAGGCGAAGACACCAGUGGCGAUGUACCCGAUGUUAAUGUACUAAGUACAAGUAAUCAACAAAUACAAGAAGAUUCUUCCGAGAUUCAAUUCUUCAAUCAAGCCGUAAAAAAUAGGAAAGCAAGUAAUACAACCCACUUUAUAAAUACUUUUCUCUCAGUAGUUACAAUUUUGGACCCUCGUUUCAAGCGUAUCCACUUUAAUUCUCCAAUUGCCGUAUCAAAUGCUAUAUCAAAAAUAAGCGACGAUAUUCGCUCAGAAUAUAGGCGUAGAGGACAACGUUCUCCAGAUGUAAGGUCUGACCGAGCAACAUCAGAAAAAGCAAAUGAGUCAUCAAUCUGGUGCAGGCAUGAGCAGCUUUUAAAUCUGAGAACAGCUGCACAAGAGGUCCCAAGCUCUGGAUCUGUCCCCAAUGAGCUUAAGCAAUAUCUGGACCAACCACUUCUUGAGAGGAAGUCAGAUCCAAUAAAGUUUUGGGUAAAUUGCCGACAUUUCACGCCGGUUCUUUCGGAUAUCGCUCUUAAAUAUUUAAUAUGUCAAGCUUCCUCGGUAUCAUCCGAAAGGGUUGCUUCGAUUGUUAAUUUAACAGUGCCGGAUAAUAGGAGCAGAUUGACAGGUGAGCACAUUAAAGAAAGAGUGCUGCUGAUGUCUAUUUCAGACGAAUACUGGUAUCAGUGA
Messenger RNA from Parnassius apollo (apollo), 753 nucleotides. NCBI's taxonomy places the organism in Eukaryota, Metazoa, Arthropoda, Insecta, Lepidoptera, Papilionidae. The record is from the annotation of a GenBank genome assembly.